AUGAUGGUGCACCACUGGAUCAUGCUGAUUCUAUGGUCCAGAUCAAAGUUCAAAUACUUGCGAAACUCCAAAUUGGGAGCCGUGGUUAUGUACUCGGAGCAGAAAUCUUCCAGAUCCUGUGUCGAAGCACAAAACGUGUUUGAUUCUAAGUUCACCUCCACCUUCAAGUCUUCUUCUUCAACCAAGAUCGGUGAAUUGUACAACAUCUCGAGUUUCUCCAAAUCAGCGUCCACAAGCUCUUUGUAG
Ogataea philodendri is the source of this 246-nucleotide messenger RNA. RefSeq lists its product as uncharacterized. The record is from RefSeq and is a predicted model, not a curated record. The transcript has a single exon. The coding region runs from base 1 to 246 and encodes 81 amino acids. Lineage: Eukaryota; Fungi; Ascomycota; Pichiomycetes; Pichiales; Pichiaceae.